AUGGCCGCCCAAAUCCCCAGGGAAGAGGAGGAAGUCGACGAUGAGUACGGCGACGACUACGAGGUCCCGCUUCACCACAAGCGGCCGUUCGGCGCUGGCAUCCCGCGGAAGCCUAUCCAGUUCGUCAAGGCGUCCGACCCAACGCUCAGUACCACCAAGCCAGAGAAGACCUCCAAAUCUGGCUCUUCAAUAGGCGACUUUUAUCUCAACCUGGUCCUGCCGAAGGAGAAGAGGCCUGCGGAGACACCAAAGGAGGAAGCGCACGUAUGCGCCGUCUGCGACUUACCACUGGAGGAGGAUGCCGUCAAGAAGCUCAGCAAGGGAAGCAGCGCGACGUCCAGACAGAAGCACGAGGCGUCCAUCGCGCAUCAAGUAUGCCUCACUCACUCACAUCCGCCGUCCGCUUUGGACCGGUCUCGCAUGGGGUUGACGUACCUGUCAUCACACGGCUGGGACCCGGACUCGCGGAGAGGACUCGGUGCUGCGCAACAAGGCAUGCAAUAUCCCAUCAAGACGAAACAGAAGGAAGACAAGUACGGUCUGGGCCUGGAGAUCCCGAAAGAGCUGAAGGGCAGGGUUGAAAAGAAGAAGACUCCGACGCUGGACGCGAAGCAGAGUCGCAAGAAGGCCGACGAAGACAGGAGGAAGGCCGAGAGGUUGAGGGAGAUGUUCUACGGGAGCGAGGAUAUGGAUCGGUACCUGGGAACUGGGCGAUGA
This is a messenger RNA of Colletotrichum karsti, 717 nucleotides long. RefSeq names its product g-patch domain-containing protein. Gene Ontology annotation, molecular function: nucleic acid binding. The transcript has a single exon. Bases 1 to 717 code for a protein of 238 amino acids. The record is from RefSeq and is a predicted model, not a curated record. NCBI's taxonomy places the organism in Eukaryota, Fungi, Ascomycota, Sordariomycetes, Glomerellales, Glomerellaceae.